This is a messenger RNA of Paramecium sonneborni, 354 nucleotides long. NCBI's taxonomy places the organism in Eukaryota, Ciliophora, Oligohymenophorea, Peniculida, Parameciidae. The record is from the annotation of a GenBank genome assembly.
AUGAAUAAAACUAAUUAUUCGAUUAUUUACUAAAUCAUAAUAUUCCUUCAUCAUUUACAAAUUAAGAAUGUAAUUAAAAUAGAAUAAAUAGUUUAUAUAUUUAUGAAGAAAUGUUGUACAUAGUAAUAACUCAAUUUACAUCUGUUAGAUUAAUUAUUUUAAAUAGUAUGGUAUAAUUUUUAGGAGAGUACUCUUUAGAUUUAACAAAUCUAGAAUAUAUUCAAUUAACACUUGAUUCAGAAUAAAUCGUUAUUCUAUAUUCAUUUACUGGAUCUUAGAGUUGAAACUUAAGAUUAUACAAUAUUUAAUUUUAGAUCUUACUCAAAUAAGUCAAUUAUUUAAGAGGUGAUUUGA